GGUGGGCUUUUUAACUGAAACGCACGGCUAAGUGUUCAUUUUUAGUUAGCCUACAUGUUCAGCUCUAGAUUUAGCUAUUUGCAUAACACAAGUAUUGGUUAAGUGCAGCGCAGGUAUGCCAAAGUGUAGUUAAAUCAGGCACUUUUUAAUACUUUCUUCACUUUAUACCACAAGGCACUGCAGUGAUCAUGUCGGGAAUUAAAAGAAAAAUAGAAGGAAAUGAUCCCGACUAUGAAGACAUUGCUCUGCUUCAAAACAAUAAGAGAAACAAAACGUCUGAAUAUAAUGCUCGAGAAGCAACAGUACAGAAGAUUGAAAGCAUCAUCAGAGAACAGUUUUCUUUGGAAAUGAAUACCAAGGAACAUGAAAUAGAUGUUAUAAGUCAGCGCCUGAAUGAAGCCAGGAGGAUGAUGGACAAGCUACGUGCUUGCAUAGUGGCCAAUUACUAUGCCAGUGCUGGAAUCACAAAGCUCCCAGAGCAUACUCCAAAAAGCGACCCUGCCGUGUUGAACCAUCCAGCCAUUCGCCGGUUCCUGGAGCCUCCAUCCCGCUCUUCCUCCCCUCUGAACCAGGACUCCGAAACUCCCUCACUGGGCCAUUCAGAGUCCGAGUCCCUUUCACAACAAGGAGAGGGGUCUGAGAAGAACGAGGAGGGAGCAUGGAGGGAGGACAGCUGCAGGCAGGAGCGCAGACCUGGGCGCAACACCGGCAAAGACACAUUUGGUGUGCCUUCGUCUAUGGGAGCAGAGCAGAGGGUGACGUACCACACUACUGGAGAGGAAGCCUCGAGACUCUACGUAAAGAAGACCAUUAUUGUGGGAAACGUUUCCAAGUACAUCCCUCCAGACAAGCGUGAGGAAAAUGAUCAGUCGACACACAAGUGGAUGGUUUACGUCAGAGGCUCCAGAAAAGAACCGAGCAUCGACCACUUUGUGAAGAAAGUCUGGUUCUUCUUGCAUCCCAGCUACAAGCCCAACGAUCUAGUGGAAGUCAGCGAGCAUCCCUUUCAUUUAACGCGCCGUGGCUGGGGGGAGUUUCCUGUGAGGAUCCAGAUCCACUUCAAAGACUCGCGCAACAAACGCAUCGACAUCAUCCAUCAGUUGAAGCUGGACAGAACAUACACGGGGCUGCAGACACUUGGGGCAGAAACUGUGGUUGAUGUGGAACUUCAUAGAGAUUCUCUUGGGGUGGACUACAUUCCUAAGCCAUCUUUCUCCAAGGCGAGUCAAAGGGCAGCCAGCCCCAUGUCGACCUCCUCCCUGGGCCAAACUUAUGGACACUCGAGUUCCCCCGUCUCUCUUGACUCCAGUGUUGACAAAGGUUUAAUCAAAACUGAGACCGCCAGAUCUGCAGGUGGUCCCAGUUCGGUCCUCGCUGCUGGUGAACGGACUCCAACUCGACCCAAAGCUGGUGACCGAGUCACUCUGGGUUCCCACAGCCACUCUGCCUUUCAGCCAAUCACAGCAAGCUGUAAGAUAGUUCCUCAAGGACAGCCGCCCAGUCCGUCCGAGUCGCCUGGGAAAUUGUUCCAACCAAUCACCAUGAGCUGUAAAAUCGUCUCAGGGUCUCCCAUCUCCACUCCAAGCCACUCACCGCUGCCCCGGACCCCCACCACCUCCACCCCCGCCCACAGCAAGCAGAGCUCCUCUGUGCUGAACAACCCUUACAUUAUCGUUGAUAAACCAAGCCAGGUGAUCAGCAUGGCUUCACCCUCUGCCUCCUCCACAGGAAGCCCCUCUGCCAAACAGGCUCAAGGCACUCGAUCUCCUGCACCCAAAGUUCACACCGGCACCCUCCUCUCCUCGGGGGUUAAGUGAUGGCCACUCUUCAGCUCCCAGCAAACAACCUGGCCAACUUGGCCAAUUUACCUCCAGGUACCAAGYUGUACCUGACCACCAACAGCAAGAACCCAUCAGGGAAGGGAAAGUUGCUGCUUAUUCCACAGGGAGCCAUCCUCAGAGCCUCCAGUUCAAGUCAACAGUCCCAGAGCAGCUCGUCAGCAGGUACAGCAGGCUCUCAGAACUCCUCAUCGUCUUCAGGCAGUUUACCUUCCAACCUCUCUUACACAUCUUACAUCCUGAAACAGACCCCGCAGGGUACAUUCCUGGUUGGCCAGCCUGCACAGGGAUCAGGGAAGCAGGGGGGUUCAGGUUCAGCAGGCCAUUCAGCAUCCUCUCCUGCAGCUGCUACCCAGCAGGCCAUCCGUGUGACCGCUGGACAGAAAGCAGCCAUCUUGGCUCAGGUGGUUGGCAGCUCGCAGGGAGCACAGCUGAAGUUGUCUGACGGCUCCGUGAAGACAGUCACAGCAGCAGGAGUGGGCCACAUAUCCAAGCCUGGUACCACCACGUUGAGGAUGACAGGUGGAGUGAUCACAGCAGCCUGCUCCACCCCUUCCAGUUCAGCUGCUGCAGCCAGUCAACAGGCUGCUGAUGGUGGGAAGUCUGCCUCCCAGCACCACUCACUGCUGGUGUCAGCCAGCCAAGCAGCAGUAAUCAGCGCAGCCAGCGGCGGCAGCCUGUCCAAGGCAGCUGUGGCCUCUUUGGUCAAAGGAGCAGGAAGCUCCGCCGCACUGAGCAAAACUGCAGGAAGUUCAGCCGGGGCCGUGGUGACGGUGGCAAAAGGGCUCGCAAGUAUGCCCGCCUUGAGCGUGUCCAAAGGAGCUGGGAUGGGGGCUGUGGGGGGCGUGUCCAAAAGCAGCAGCACAUCAUUAGUUUCUGCAGCAUCAUUAGUCGGCGGGGUGGCAGCUGGAGGAGGAAAAACAAGUGCUACACUCUCAGGUAUGCUGAAGAUCCACUCUGCAGGCUCCAGCUCCCAGCAGACCGUCUUAACCAUCCCGGCCAACCAGCUGAAGCAGCUCGGGGUUGGAACUGGCUCAGCUGGACUGCAAACCGUACUCAUGCCUGUCGGCAAAGUUGUGUCUAAAGGCCCAGUCUCCAACACUCCUUGCUCCUCUUCAUCCACAACCGCUGGAGCAGCUGGAGCUGGAGYCUCCCCAAGUCCUGCCAGCCAGGCUCCCCCCUCCCUUGUCCUGCCUCUGGCACAAGUGAAAACAGAACCAGGCGCCGCUACAGUGGGUCCAUCGCCACCGGCGGCCUCUGCUGCUCCAGCCUUGGCUCACGUCGCCUCUGCAGCCACCGCUGUCAAGCAGGAGCAAGGCGCAGAUACCGCUGCGCACGACCUCAUCAACACUGAGCACAUAGAAACCAUGAUGCAGCUGAUGACUGCUGUCCUGAAGAAGUUCCCUCUAAUUGUACCAGAAAAAACUGAAGACUCCCAUCCAUUUUGUGCCUCUUCAGUGGAACAGUAUUAUUCCUGGAAUAUUGGCAAACGCAGAGCAUCAGAGCUCCARCGAGCCGUGGCUGUGAAAAGGACCAUUCAGGACGUGUUGGACCGCUCCCCUCGCCUGCAGGCCCUCACMCCCCCAAAGACCAGAGAGGUGGUGCAGUGGUGCCGGCAACGGGGCCACACACCGCCGGACCCCGAGCCCCAACACAAGAACGACGACGAGUCCAUCGAGGACAUCCUGACRCAAAUCGACAGCGAGCCAGAGUGCCCGUCGACCCUCAGCAGCUAUGAGCAGCUGGUGCUGCGGCUGGAGCAGAUGCAAGCUCUGCUCAAGACCGAACCAGAGGAGGCCGAUGACGAGAUUGUCGACAUCGUCACYGUGACUCCUCCCUGCCAGAGGUUGAAGGUCAAAGAGGAGGAGGAGCAGGAAACGGAUGUGGAGCCUAAGUUUUUCCUGGGCCCCUCUGUUUCCUCUCAGUUUGUCAGUGAAGCAGCACAGCAGAUUGGGAUAGCCUUUCAGCCGGUGGAGGUUGAGACAAAUGUUUUUGCUCCGGUUGUGGAAGCCAUGAUUCUGAAGGCCACAGAGCAGUUUGCCAGCGAUAUCCUGAGAGAAUCUCUAGCUGGAGCCUACACUAAAUCCCCUCCAAACAGGGCUCCAAGAGAGAUCACAGCCAUGAACAUCCACCAGGCAGUCAGCAGCAUCCCCACCUGCGACUUCCUCACCAACGCACACAUGGGCUACCUGCCGAAGGACAACUGAGGCGAGCCCUGGCAUCGACCGGUAACUGACACACCUGGACAGACAAGAGACUGUCUGACUCAGGAGCCACGACCAAGAGAUUCUUCUCUCGUGGGGAACAUUGGCACCCAAACACAGCCCCSCCUCRCCUCGGGGUACCCGACRACAGCUAAUGUGCUGUGUUCAUAAACUCGACAGCAGAAAGGGCUGUGCAGCAGAAUAACAAAUGUCUUAAGGAAACUGUGACUUUUUUACUCCUGUUUGGAACAAAGCUGCUUCUCAUUGCUUGKGUUGCUUCAUUUAAAAGUGGCUCUUUUGUACCUCAUAGCAUCGUUUGGAUCAGGAAGCAUUUAAGUUGAGAGAAAUGAAACCUAAGUGACUUAAAGGACUGAGCAGUAACAUCAGAUAGUAGUUCUCUGUUUCCUGUUUGGAGUUUUUCUACUGAAAUGAACCAAAAGAGAAAGAAAAAAAAAAAAAACAAUAGCUGCAUUUUAGAAACUCUUAUGUGAUCAUCUGAGUGUGCCAGCGGGCACUUUUGGUGAAGUUACCGGAGAGGCUCUUGCAAAGUUGCAGUUGCCAUGGAAACCUACGAUCAUCAUUACCAAUAUCCUUUAAUGUUUUUCAGUGUUUCCCAGCAGAGGUAAUUAUGAAUCUUGCAACAGAAAAACCCACAGUUUUUAAUGAUUCUUUACUAAAAGUAACAGUGUUUUUUUUUGAUGACAGAGAGUGAUGUUGCUGAGAUUGCGGAAUCUCAUGUCUGAUAAAUGAGGCGUAAUUGUGAGUUUCAUUUUCUUAUUAAUGCUCGUCUCAUCCAUGAACAAGGUUUUGCAGGCUUUUGAGAGGCUUUCUAGUUUACAGCUGUAAUCGUACCUAUCAUGCUAACACCAGUCAGCCACAUUAAAACCACUUACAGAAUGAUUAGCUGUAGUAGCUUCUGCUAGAACACAUCUACUCCUGGCAAUCAUGUGGAAGCAUUGAUGGAGAGAAAAGAACUUACCUCAGCCCAAAACCCACAGAGUAAUAAUACACAUGACGAACUGACACCACAGAGUCCCAGUGGGUCCAAACRAGCUCUGUUUUAUGUUGUGACCAAUGGGUGUAGAUAACCAGUGAUCAUCUGACUUCUUUUUAUAUCAACACCUGAAAAGCCCAGCACUUGUGUGGAUGUUGGAACUGGUGGAAAAUGAAUGCUAAAACUAAGUGUUUUGUUAGUUGAKACACUCAUGUUGUUUUGUUGUGUGUAACCUGCAGCGUUGUAUUGUGUUCACGUCUGAACGGUCAAAAUGCCUUUUAAACCAAAUCCAAUUAGUGUACUUAACACUGUAUAUUAUUUUUGUGUGCAAAUGGAAAAUAUGAGAAAUAUUCUUAUAAUAAAGUCAGAAAAAUAUGUUUCUUUUGUGGUGGCGAGGUAGAACAGAUAUAAUUAUUCCAUAACACUUUAAAUCCAGAUUUGUGUUUYGCAUGUUAUGUGGUUUUGAAUAAACAGAAAUAGUGUAAA
This is a messenger RNA of Austrofundulus limnaeus, 5522 nucleotides long. RefSeq names its product YEATS domain containing 2 (gene yeats2). Gene Ontology annotation, biological process: regulation of DNA-templated transcription. NCBI's taxonomy places the organism in Eukaryota, Metazoa, Chordata, Actinopteri, Cyprinodontiformes, Rivulidae. The record is from RefSeq and is a predicted model, not a curated record.